Messenger RNA from Sodiomyces alkalinus F11, 2743 nucleotides. RefSeq lists its product as hypothetical. Gene Ontology annotation, biological process: protein insertion into mitochondrial inner membrane from matrix; mitochondrial respiratory chain complex III assembly. NCBI's taxonomy places the organism in Eukaryota, Fungi, Ascomycota, Sordariomycetes, Glomerellales, Plectosphaerellaceae. The transcript is spliced from 4 exons. Gene Ontology annotation, molecular function: ATP binding; ATP hydrolysis activity. The record is from RefSeq and is a predicted model, not a curated record. Bases 1 to 2445 code for a protein of 814 amino acids. Gene Ontology annotation, cellular component: mitochondrial inner membrane.
AUGUCGGCACCUGGCCGUCUCGUGCUUGGGCAAUUUCCAAUUUUCCACUGGGGCCUCAAUGGAUCUGGAUCAACCAGAGAGCCGUUAUCCUCUGCUCAGUCCUCGUUGGCCCUGGUGGUGUCACCUGCGCCCUCUUCCGUCACUCGCCGCCCAUCCCACAUUCUGCACACAUUCGGACACUCACGCAUCGAAUCUCACGUAUAUACGUACCACAAUGAUGCAGUCGGCUACAACGUACGCAUCUUUGGAUGCCGCUCUGGCUGUUAUCUUCUCACUUCGUAUCAUUUCAUUGGAUUGCGAAUCGCAACAGCCAUGGACACCUACGCGCAGACACAAUGUUCACCGGGGGUGGCUCCUGAAACUCCUUUCGCAACCCCGGCUCCUCCUCAACUUGCCAUCCUCGAUUUCUUCUUUCCCGGCUUCAGCGUCAUAUCGACCGCCUUCGUCCGAUACCUCGGCAUCGACCUCAAUGUCUACCUUCCCGUUCUCAUCAUGUGUGGUGCCGCCACAUUUGCCUGGAAGUACUUCAGCGACUACGUCUGGGGCAUCGUGGAGACUUACUUCAUGUCGUCCGUCGAGAUUCGUACCGAUGACGAGAUUUACAAUAUGCUUAUGGCUUGGGUGGCUUCGCAACGUUUUGCCAAACGAUCGCGGCGCUUCGUGGCCAACACCAAUUUGAAUUCGCGCGCCUGGGCUCUUUGGCGGUGGGAUGCCGAUGAUGAAGAUGACACGGACAACGAUGUUGGGACUGACCAGACCCCGGGUGAGAACGGCGCUUAUGGCGUCCUCGGAGAGUCUAAGAAGGUACUGGCCUACACGCCCAGUUUUGGCAGCCACACUUUCUGGUAUAAAGGCAGGCUUCUGCGGUUUAGCAGAAGCCGGAACCAGCAGCAGGGUUAUAUGACCGUCAGUGAAUCCGAGGAAAUCAGCAUCUCUUGCUUCGGACGCAAUCCCUUGGUUCUGAAGCAGCUGCUUCUCGAGGCUCGCAGCGACUACCUCAAGAAGGACACCAAGAAAACCAUGAUUUACCGCGGCAACACCCGGAAUUCGGGUGACCCUUCCUGGCAGCGGUGCAUGGCACGCACAGCCCGGCCCUUCUCCACCGUCAUCCUCAACGAGAAGAAAAAGAAGGAGCUCGUCGACGACGUGGCGGAUUAUCUCUCCCCCGCCACGCGGAACUGGUAUUCGAACCGUGGAAUCCCCUGGCGGAGAGGCUAUCUAUUGACCGGGCCUCCCGGUACCGGCAAAUCGUCGCUCUCGCUAGCCCUAGCCGGGUACUUCAAGAUGCGCAUCUACAUUGUCAACCUCAACUCCAUCUCUGCCAGCGAGGACAGCCUUGCUUCCCUCUUUUCCGAACUCCCCCAGCGGUGCAUUGUCCUUCUCGAGGACAUUGACUCCGCGGGGUUGACCCACACUCGAGAGCAGGACAGCGGCAGCACUACUGCCAGCGGCGACGACAACAAAGACGGCAUGGUUCCCGGGCAGCUCACCACGGGCGACAAUUCGAACAACAGCAAUUCGCGCCUCUCACUCUCCGGUCUUCUCAAUGUCCUGGACGGCGUGGCAAGCCAGGAAGGCCGUGUACUGGUCAUGACCACGAAUCACAUCGAGAAGCUGGACAAGGCCUUGAUCCGACCUGGCCGAGUAGACAUGACAGUCAACUUCACCCUGGCUGACCUGGAGAUCGCGGGUGCCAUCUUCCGGGCCAUCUACGCUCCCCUCGAGUGCGAGGCGACGACUGGCCGUGACUCGGCUGACCUGUCCUCCGAGGAAAAAGACGCGGCGGCCGCGCAGGCGGCGGAGAAGCAGGCCGAGAGUGUGGCACGCAUCGAGGUCUUGUCCCAGGAAUUCGCUGCCAAGAUUCCCGAGCACGAGUUUAGCCCAGCAGAGAUUCAGGGGUUCCUGAUGCGCCACAAACACGAUCCCGAAGCAGCUAUCAGGUUGGCCGAAGAGUGGAUUGUUGAAACCCGGAAGCAGAAGAAGGAGAAGGAGAUCAAGGCAGCCGAGGAGAAGCGUAAGGCGGAACAGACGAAGAAGGAGGAGGAAGAGAAGAAGAAGAAGGAGGAGGAGGAAGAGAAGAAGAAGAAGGAGGAAGAGGAAGAGAAGAAGAAGAAGGAGGAAGAGGAAGAGAAGAAGAAGGAGGAGGAGGAGGAAGAGAAGAAGAAGAAGGAGGAGGAGGAGGAAGAGAAGAAGAAGGAGGUGGAGAAGAAGCAAGAGAAAGGUCGAGAAAAAGGAGACGUUAACAAGGAAGCGUCCCAAUCAACAGAGCCUGUGGCAUCGACACAGGUCGCCUCGGGUGACGUGGAGAAGGAGGGCAAGCCCCAGGAGGCAGACGGGCUAAUUGCUCAACCUGAGGGACACGAGGCGGCUCAGCCAGGGAAGGAUCGCCCAGAAGGCCGUCAGGACGGUCCUGAUUCAGGCUACGUGUCGCCUUCUGGAUCAUAGGAGUGUGGAAGGCCCCAGUGUAAUACUAUGGAAAAACUGGCAUAGGGCUGUAAAUAGCUGGCGUUUUGGGCGUUUAGAGGUGACGCGGGAAUGACCCAGGGGUGUACACCAAGACAUGGCAGCAUCAGCAUCAUAUAGCACUGAUACGAUAUCACUAAACGAAUAACGGUAUUUUAUUUCCUUCUUUGCGGGCAAAGACUUGAGCCUCAUACAACUGGGGUCUGACUGACUGCCAACAACUGAACGAGAUCCGGGGUUUAAGAGAAAAAAAAAUUGCGACCCAGCACUAAACUUCAAC